AUGACGCGAGUUCAUUUCCCUCGGAUCGGAUCAUUACUCAUUGAUGAUCGGGGUUUUAUCCGCCUAGAGAACCGACCACUCGCUCUUCCCAUACCCGAUCUAGAGAAUGACGAAGUCCCUCUUGAUAUCACGAGGAGCCAGACAUACUACACUGUCGACGCUUAUGUCGACGCUCUACUGUCUUGCCAUGACAGCCGUCUACAAUAUCCGCUUAACGCGGUUAAUGGCCAUGGGGACUGUGUCAGUCAGAUGUGCGCCAUGGUGCUUAUGCGCGCUUUACGUCACAAGUUCUUUCAGGCGAAGCUCAACCACGGCCCUUUUACUCCUGUUCAUACUGAUCUACAUGCCUCCAACAUCCUUGUGGACGAUCAUUGGAAUGUCACUUGUUUCAUUGAUUUGGAAUGGACUGCAGUUCUUCCACUUGAAUUCAUACAACCUCCCCACUGGUUGACUGCCAAGGCCGUGGACGAAAUUGACGUUGACGAGUACAACAAAGUUCGGGAAGAUUUCAUGGAAAUCUUUGAAGGGGAAGAACGACGGGUUGGUCGUCAAAACGAUAACGUUCGUUGCUCGGCUAUUAUGAAUGCGACGUGGAAACUGGGCACCUUCUGGUAUGUGCUUGCCUUGCAAAGCCCGACCGGUCUCCACUCACUCCUGUACGACCGGAUCCAAUCACGCUUUCAUGAAAUGGAUGAGAGCAAAACUGAGUUUUAUAUAUCGAUUUACCCCUUCUGGACAGAAAACGCGAAUGAUUUCAUCAGAAAGAAGGUUCGAGACAAAGCUGUUUACGACAAGAAACUAUGGGAAGUUUUCAAUCCAGACCAAAAUUGCUCCCUUGAGCAGGCCGCAUGA
Fonsecaea nubica is the source of this 852-nucleotide messenger RNA. RefSeq lists its product as hypothetical. NCBI's taxonomy places the organism in Eukaryota, Fungi, Ascomycota, Eurotiomycetes, Chaetothyriales, Herpotrichiellaceae. The transcript has a single exon. Bases 1 to 852 code for a protein of 283 amino acids. The record is from RefSeq and is a predicted model, not a curated record.